UAUGGACAUGUUCGAAAGAUGUUUAUCAAAGAAAGAACUGAAGAUGAUAGCAAAGAACCUUAAGAGGAACGUAAUUCCGUACUUGAGGGCAGGAGCUUCUUCUCAUGCCAUCUCUUCCUCAGAGGACAUGAAGAUAUAUCUGAAGUCUCUCGAUUAUGGGCCCGUCAUGUCAUCUAAUAUGGUACAAUCACUAUUUGACGCUUAUCUUCCUGUUGUAAAUGGAAUUCGGAUUGAAGAUGCUAACACAUUCCUUCAAGAUGUGCUUCUUCCCGAGGCUAUUGUACAGGUAAUCCGCAAGGCAGAGGGUCUAAACUAUUUUAGAGCAUGGUUGUUCUAUGCCAAAUGCAAGUUGCAUUCCUGUCCGCAAUUGAACGUAUAAAUAAAACUGAGACACUAGGUUAUAUAGUUAGUUUGUAUA
Molecule: messenger RNA, 418 nt
Organism: Dendronephthya gigantea
Lineage: Eukaryota; Metazoa; Cnidaria; Anthozoa; Malacalcyonacea; Nephtheidae
Exons: 4
Coding region: 2-379 (125 amino acids)
Source: RefSeq, a predicted model, not a curated record